AGACUCGUCUUUGCAAUUAUAAUCAAUAUAUAUAUAUGUAUAUAUGAAAUUAUGAAUGCAUAGUUACGUGUGUAUGCAUCUCUAUUUCUAGUCUUCUACGCCCCGGAAUCAUCAAGGUUUGGUUGGACGUGAAGCUUUCUGGGCCGGGUUUCCUGUUCUCUGUGAUUUUUUUUUUGGGAAAAAAUUUCGAAUACCCAUCUCGCGAUUGUGCCUAAUUUUGCGCUCUCUUAACUGUAGAAUUUCGGGUGUGCGUCUGUUGUUACGGUUAGCCUGCUUGAAUUUUGAUUUUUUGGGUUAUUUGUAUAGGUUCUCCUCUUUUGUUGACUUGUCUGCUUCUAUAUGUGUAUGUGUUUGUAUGGUUGUCGCUGAAAUUAGUAUACGUGGAGUGCAUUUUGAAGCUUGAGCGUGCAUAAAAGAGGGAGUGUAGAAACUCGAUUAUUGGUAAUUUAGAUUCAUUUGUGAUUGCUAGGGAUAUUUGGCAGACUCGUAAGAUUGGAUGGACGAGGGUGGUGAAAAAGGAUCUCUGUGGGUGAUUUGAACAAUUCUCCUGCAGCUUUACUGAGUUUCUUUUAGCUGGGCUGCUAUGGGUUAAGUGUCUUGGAAGGUGUUGGGAGAACCCCUAAGGCUUCAAUUUUAGGUCUUUUACUGCUGGAAUUGCUUUAAUUUCACUAUAUAGUGUAAAGGUUUAAUUAGUGUCCAGUUACCGCAGGCGCUUAUUGAUGUUAUGGAAACUUUGAGAUGCUUCUGCAUAAUUCGUCGCCCCUCUCUCUCUCUCUGGGUAAUUGUAUGGCAUAUGAUGUUGGACAACGAGACACCAACAUAUGUAAAAUGUGAGCGCAGUCAAGAGCAGGGUGUUAAUGGUGGAUGUUUGGUUGUAUAAAAAAAUGUAAAUUAGAAAUGAGGUUAUUUGUAAUAAGACCAAAGUGGCACUUAUUGAAGAUAAGGUAUGCAAUAUGCAAUCAAAAUGGUUUGCUCAUGUGAGAAAAAAAGGCACAACUAAUGUUUUUUUUGAGAAGAGUGGAUGGAAUGGAAGAAGAUUGUGAUAAGAGAGGUAGAGGAAAAUCUAGAAAAACUAUGUGAGAACUUUUAGGCAUGAUAUGGAAUGUAAUAGCCUUACAAGAAAUAUGGCCAUAAAAAAGAUAACUGAUGAGCUAGAAUCCAUGUAGCUGACCUCACCUAGUGGGAUUAAGGCUUGGUGUGUUGUUGAUGUUGUUUGGUGGGUAAUUGAUUGGACGAAUCAAUAAAAUACUGUGCUUAGUCUUGCAUUAGAAUCAUCAGGUGUGGAUUAAGGCCUCUAGUAAUACUGCCUCUGUGUUGCUUCCCUAAGUUGGCCUUAUCUUCUGCCUAUAUCUGGAAGACAAUAAUGCCUAGUAGCAGUCAUUUGCAUGGUGUUUUAUGCUAGUUCAGAGCCAUGCAAAUUUUGAAUCAAGGUUUUAUUUAUAUGGAGCUUGGAGUCAUAUGUAAAAGUAGGAGCAAUGGUUUGAUUUACCUUCCACAUGAUGUUACUUUCUGGUUUUUGGUUUCAAGUAUUGUUGCAUGUGCUAGGCUGAUAUCAACUGACCAAUCUGUGCUGGCUUGUUAAAACAGAAGGGAACGAUGAAAGCACACCCGGUUUUAUCUAUUCAGAGAUCAAGUGAAAGACAACUCAGCAAUCAUGGUGCUUCUGGAGCUCUUUCAUCAUCUUUACCUGUUCUUUCGUCCACCUUGGAGGAGAAAUAUUCCAUGUUGCCCAACUGUCAACAGCUUCUAAUGGAGAGGGAACUUGUUAACACAAAUUCUCUGGCUCUUCAUGCUUCUUUACCUUCAAACAAGGGGGUUGUUGGUCCCAUGUUAGCAUCUACAUCAGGAUUCUCCACUGAUCUCCAGUUUUCUUCUGUUGUGCCCCUUGAAAGGCACUCAAGAAAGUCUUUUUUAAUUUCUCAGUCAUCAGAUAAUGGGGCUUCAAUGCUACUAACUCAUCAUUCUAGGACACUCCAAUCUACAAUGUCCAGUAACAGUGAUUGCUGGAGUAAAGAGUCAUUACCUAACUUCUUUGAAUAUCCUGUAAAUACUCCUAGCAUGGACAUUCAAGCUGGCAGCAACAAUAAUGGAGGUUGUGUCAUGACAGAAGAGCUUUGUAAACAAAAUGACUGGCAGGUUUGGGCAGACCAGCUAAUCAAUGAUGGUGAUUCCUUGACUUCUAAUUGGAAUGAAAUUUUUGUGGACACCAACAUUGAAGAUCCAGAAUCAAAGAUGGCGUAUCAGGAAAUGAAAUCAGCUACGAAAAUCUUGACAACCCAGCCCCAAGCACUCCAGCAGAUUUCAUCUCCAUCUUUGGAGUCUUCUUCUCUUAACUUAGCAUCUUCAGCAAGUAGUGCACCAAAUAAGACACGCAUGCAUUGGACACCUGAACUUCAUGAGGCAUUUGUUGAAGCAGUCAACAAGCUUGGUGGCGGUGAAAAAGCUACUCCUAAGGGUGUAUUGAAGCUAAUGAAAGUAGAAGGUUUGACAAUUUAUCAUGUCAAAAGCCACCUGCAGAAGUACAGAACAGCGAGAUACAGACCAGAUUCCUUGGAAGGAUCUUCAGAAAAAAAGUUGACUCCAAUUAAGGAAGUGGCAUCCUUGGACUUGAAAACGGGUGUUGAGAUCACCGAAGCGUUACGCUUACAGAUGGAACUCCAGAAGUGUCUGCAUGAACAGCUAGAGAUUCAAAGAAAUCUACAGCUGCAAAUAGAAGAGCAAGGGAGAUAUCUGAAGAUGAUUUUUGAGAGGCAAAGUGGAGCAGGUGACUUGCUGAAGGCCUCAUCGCCGUCAAGCCUUGGAAGCAGCUCUGCUCAGACAACAGAUAACGUCCCUAGUUCCCCUUCUAAAAAUGAGCCUUCUUGCUCGAGGUUGGACAACGGAGAAAGUGAAAAUGCACGAGCUGAUGCCAUCACAGCAUCAGUGCAACUGCUCUCAGGUCCCACACCCAGCCCUCAAAGUGAGUGAAAGGCGACUAAUGGUGAAACGGGUAUUCUCUACGGUCUCCUCUAGUUACAGACAUGCUCUCUGUCUCUCUCUGUAACAUGCUUCCAUUCUUACAACAGAAUGUGUAUAGUUCUGCUUUAUAGGAUGAAUUUGUGCAAAAUUUUCAAGUGGAGAAUGAAUGAAGAUACUUCUUUGUUGACCAUGUAA
Diospyros lotus (date-plum) is the source of this 3153-nucleotide messenger RNA. Its product is annotated as protein PHOSPHATE STARVATION RESPONSE 1. Lineage: Eukaryota; Viridiplantae; Streptophyta; Magnoliopsida; Ericales; Ebenaceae. Gene Ontology annotation, molecular function: DNA binding; DNA-binding transcription factor activity. Bases 1597 to 2967 code for a protein of 456 amino acids. The transcript has 7 exons. The record is from RefSeq and is a predicted model, not a curated record.